UUUUGUACGUAAUGUCUUAAACUUCCAAGAAACUCUACUUAUAAAAUCACUUCAAAUCAAACUACAUUACUAUCUGGAAGUUGAAACAACUGACUAAACUCACCAAAGCAGCUGGGCUUGGAAAUUGCUUAUGUACUCGCAUCUUAAUGACCCCUUGCAUUCGUGGGUUCAGUGGUUUAUGAUAUGGCAAAUAAGUCGCCAAAGCGACCAACUACACUUCCUCUACAYACAAGCCAUAGAUGUUCCACAUUCAAAACCGACAAAUGGUCUCUAAGCUUGAAGGAAUUCAUGCCAGAGAUUUCUUUUCGAAGGACGUUGGCAGCUGUUCAAGGCCAUGACAGUUUAMGAGGAAUAAGAAAAUCAAAAAGUCUCCAAAUCAUCUUAACUAUAUUGAUAACUAUGCUAGUAAUAUUGUACAAGCCAAAUUUCUCUUUGCCUGGAAGGAGAGCUAGGCAUAUUUGUAAAGAUGAACAGGUUAUAUAUCUAAAUGGUAAAGUAGUUUGCUAUCGAGGGUCCAAGAUGAAGUAUUUGACUUACCAGCCUCCUGGCGGAGGAUGGAACAAYCAAAGAAUUGCCUUUGAAAAUGCAGUUAUACUAGCUAAGRUGUUAAAUAGAACAUUGAUUGUUCAUCCCAUGGCACUGCAUAGCAAGAGUCUUGACAUCAGRAAACGGCUCAAGUUUAGUUUAAACUUCGAGUCCUAUAAUGCUUUGGAGGGMGAUGCGUUGAUGCCAUURUCCAGCGUUAUCGACUUGCAUCGGUUGUCCAAGCUUAUUCCAGUCAAAGAGAUUCGUACCAAUCACAAUCAGUUUCGUAUGGAUUAUGCUCAUCUAUCGAAGAAAAUUGUUUGUCACAAUGGACUAACAGGUAUCUGGGUAGACUCCUUGCCAAGGAAUGAAGACAAAGCAUCAUGGGAAGCUCUACGACAAUUUACAAUAAACUGGACAAACCCGACAAAUAUUCCCAGCUACCGUAGAAUAUGUCUUAAAGACUCCAUUAAUGCAGACAAUACAACAUCUGUAUGGGGCAUCAUUGACGAGUUAUACAACCGAAACGAAGACAUUAUCUAUUUUGAUGAAGGAUCUAUGUAUUUCCGUAGAAUGUUCUUCUUUGACAAAGAAAGGACCAUUGACACACAUAAGUGGAUCUUCUGGUAUGUAACGUUUGCGCCUCCGAUAUGGCGUCGCUUACGUUAUUUCAAAAAACGYGUUCACUUUCCAUACAAUGCAAUACACAUACGCAGAACUGACCAUCCAACAAGUCAAUCAAUAAACCAAGACUAUUGGUUAUCUAAAUUAAAGCGAAGGCAGUUCUUGAACGUUUCAUCUACGCUUUACGUAGCGACCGACGAGAAAAACCUUGCGUGGUUUGAACCAUUCAGGGAAGCGGGAUUUAACUUAUUGUUUGCUACAAAUUUUUCGGAUAAUUUCGAGAGUGACAGCGUUCACAAAACGAUUCCUCAGGAUGUUAUUGGACUGACRGAGCAGUUAAUUUGUGCUCAUGCAGCUAAUUUUAUCGGGUCRUACUACUCGACAUUCAGUUUGUAUAUAAAGAGACUUCGUAAGCAGAGUUCCUGGCGAGGGCAGCUGGUGCAAAAUCCUUUUUUUGGAGUGACAUGGGUAGAGAAAUAAUAGCCAUAAAAGAGCAAUAUCGCAUAAGCAAUGUUUUGCAAAUGAUUUUUGUGACUAAAAAAAUAUGAUAAUGRGUGGAAACGUGCCUACAUGCUUCAAUGAAACAGCUGAAAACAACGUUCCUAUAUCUUUAUAGGAUUUAUGUCCUUAAAAACUUGUCCUACUUUAAUGCGACUUCUUGCCAAACACCUGUUGAACCUCCGAGCAMGCCUUCUGUCUCCAGCAUGUAAUAAGAGUUCUCCAGUGUCCCAACAGUGUGGUCGACUUGUGGCAAGUCUAUAAGAGUUCCUAUAGACUAUAUUUUGUCAAAUGUUAUUUUUUUCAACUUCACAAUAAAAAUYAGUUGACGUUGUUUUCAGCUGUUUCAUUGAAGAACGUAGGCACGCUCGCACUUAUUAUCAUAUUAUUUUACCCACAAAACUCAUUUGCAUGCAAAACAUUGCAUAUGUGAUAUCUCUCUAUGAAGCAAUGUACAACGACGUCAUUUUUUAGAACAAAGCAUAUUGGGUAAUGUAUUCAACGCCCUUUUUUAUGCUCUCUUAAUAAUCCUAUUAAAUUCGUUUCUAUAUUUYGUUUGCAAAAAUGUAAGUUGAUGUGAGAUUGCAGAAAAAGGGAUUCUGGGAUAGUUUAAAGGCCCAUGAUCAACCGGCGUUUAAUGCGAUMGUAUUUUAGAUUAAUUUUUCAUGUAUUGAAAAUGAAGUAUUAAAUUAAAUCCAUUCGCACUCGGUUUAAAUCUGUGAUCAAGAUCUUACAAUAUCUACACAAUUCCUAUAUUCUAAAGAUAAAAGAGCAAACUUUAAGUUUAGUAAGGGAUUAUGGUUGACCACAGCCUUUUAAGUGGACGUAAGAUAAAAAUGACGUCGUUUCAAAUUAUUAAAAUGAUGGGUUACCUGUGGUAUGACCGUAUCGGGAAGACUUGCUAAGACCAUUGUAGAAACCUCACGGAGAAAUAAAAUCUUUUAGGUUAUAUGGUGUAUAGUUUAUUCAAAGCUUUCCGGAACAUGAAGGAGUAAACGAAGCUAAAUCAUGGAUUCGAUAUCUCCAUGUGAGUUUUUUUUUUUUUUUGCAGAAACAGUUUUUUAUUUUAUUUUCUGUCGAAAAUUAGGUUCGUUUAAUUUUUGUGUGAAGUUAAUAGAGCAUGCGUAGAACGUUUCGCUUGCGUAGCCAGUGUUUAUAGAUCAAAUUUCCUGAUUUAUCGCUCAUAAUACAUCGAAAUACAAUGUCAAGGCUGUAAAUCAGUUAGAAUAUAAGUUGUAAGGUCUACACUAGUAGAUGUCCAGCAGUUUAAUAGAAUUUUUUUUUUACAUAACA
This is a messenger RNA of Exaiptasia diaphana, 2940 nucleotides long. RefSeq lists its product as uncharacterized. Gene Ontology annotation, biological process: protein O-linked glycosylation via fucose. Gene Ontology annotation, molecular function: peptide-O-fucosyltransferase activity. The record is from RefSeq and is a predicted model, not a curated record. Bases 184 to 1629 code for a protein of 481 amino acids. The transcript has 2 exons. NCBI's taxonomy places the organism in Eukaryota, Metazoa, Cnidaria, Anthozoa, Actiniaria, Aiptasiidae.